AUGGAUGAGUUACAUAUUAGUGGAGAUUUUGGGCUGUUGUCCAAGAAGCUCAAAUGGUUGUCUUGGCAAAACUGUCCUUUAAAAUAUAUACCAUCAAAUUUUCCUGCUGAGAAUCUUGUAGUUUUAGAUAUGAGCGGCAGUAAUAUGCAAGAAUUUCGAUUGAAUUUGCAGUGUUUUAGAAGUUUGAAGAAGCUGAAUCUCUCUUAUUGCGAGCAACUCAGAAGUCUUGAGACUUUGCUGCUUGGUGGUUGCACAAGUUUGACAGAGAUCCAUCCAUCAAUAGGAAAUUUGGACAGACUAAUUAAACUAGAUAUGUCUCGUUGCGAAAAACUUGGGGAUCUUCCAAGCAGUAUAUGCCAGCUAAUAUCCCUUGAAGAAUUGUUCAUUCAUCACUGCUCUUCUAUAAAAACACUGCCAGAUAACCUUGGAGAUAUGAAAAGUCUAACAUUUCUUUAUGCAGAUGAUACAGGUAUAAAACAAUUGCCUAGAUCUGUUGAAAUGCUAAGAAAUCUUGUAACUUUGAGAGUGGGAGGUCAAGAGUUAGAGGCCAAAAGGAGUAUUUCUGGAAGAGGUGUCCAUCGGAUACAAUAUUCCUUGCUAACUUUUGUAGCCGAAUUGAGCCUUAGAUAUUGUAAUUUGUCCGAUGCUGAUAUUCCUAGGGAUAUUGGAAUACUUGAUGGACACAGAUAA
Nicotiana tabacum (common tobacco) is the source of this 690-nucleotide messenger RNA. RefSeq names its product disease resistance protein Roq1-like. Gene Ontology annotation, biological process: defense response. The record is from RefSeq and is a predicted model, not a curated record. Gene Ontology annotation, molecular function: protein binding. NCBI's taxonomy places the organism in Eukaryota, Viridiplantae, Streptophyta, Magnoliopsida, Solanales, Solanaceae.